UAGAGGUAGACGAGGCAGAUACUUUAUCGCCACUGAUGCCCAUUAUCUACCUCAGCCCCGACAACGGACUGGUUUCUAGAACGAGUUCUGCCAAUCAACACUGCGGUCUACUUACUUCAUAUAAGCUUUGCGGAAGACAGUUCCAAGACAUAGAUCUAACUAUUCCAACCGCUAAUCACAUCACAUGCAGAGAGGGGGGAGCAAACAGAGAAAGCGCCCCGCUGUCGAAGGAAGACCUACUAAACCGAUCUCUUUUCGAAUUUAUAAGCAAGACUUCGCCGCCUAAGCGUGAGAUUAAUCUAUUUACAUUCGGAGCCUCUGGGGCCGUCGCCCUCUUUUCUACUUAGGCACACAAUAAUUGUCUGGACAGAGUCGCCCGCAUCUUCUAGAAUACGAAACCGCGGGCGCAUAGUGAUUAUGGCACCGUCUCUUGACGAGCCGGAGCCCGUCCAGGAUGUUAUUAACCACCCACUGAAAGAACGCCCGCAGCUCGUCGCUCCCGAACCCGAGCAUUGCCCCGGGCCCGAGUCCGAAACGGCCGGCAAAGCAGACUCGUGUGCUGGGUGUCCCAACCAGGCUAUAUGCGCAAGCGCACCCAAAGGACCCGACCCGGAUCUCCCCCUAGUCGCAGCACGGCUUACCGGAGUGAAGCAUAAGAUUCUCGUGCUCUCCGGCAAGGGUGGUGUGGGCAAGAGCACGUUCACCAGUUUGCUCGCGCACGCCUUUGCCACGGAUGAGGCGCGUACUAUAGGGAUCAUGGAUACCGAUAUUUGCGGGCCGAGCAUUCCCAAGAUGAUGGGCGUAGAAGAUGAGACUAUUCACAUCAGCAACACUGGCUGGUCACCUGUCUGGGUCUCUGACAAUCUCGGCGUCAUGAGCAUUCAGUUCAUGCUGCCGAACCGUGACGACGCCAUCAUCUGGCGCGGACCUAAGAAGAAUGGCCUCAUCAAGAAGUUCCUCAAAGAGGUUGAGUGGGGCGACAUGGACUUCCUGCUCGUUGACACCCCGCCUGGUACAAGCGACGAGCAUCUCAGCGUCAACAGUCUGCUGAAGGAGAGCGGGAUAGACGGCGCCAUCAUGGUCACAACGCCGCAGGAAGUCUCGCUACUUGAUGUGCGAAAAGAGAUCGAUUUUUGCAGAAAAGCUGGAAUCAAAAUACUAGGUCUAGUAGAAAAUAUGAGCGGCUUCGUGUGUCCCAAAUGCACCCACUCGAGCCAGAUUUUCAAGGCGACCACCGGUGGUGGUGCGGCAUUAGCAAAAGAGAUGGGCAUACCAUUUCUAGGCGAGGUACCCCUGGACCCAAGGAUAGGGAUGGCCUGCGACUAUGGCGAGAGCUUCUUCGAUCAUUAUCCAGACAGUCCGGCGUGCAAAGCGCUCAGACAUGUUGUCAAGGGGCUGGCUAAGGAGAUUGGCGAAGAAGUUCUACUUGAUGACUAAAAAAUCUCAUGAACAAAAAAAGAAUUUUGACAACCAAGUUGCAACAAGAAAUCUAUUUCCCGGGCGUGCGUGUUAAUAGCACCUGGGUAACAGCUUGUUCAAUCACCAUUCAUCAUUGAUGAGAAUUGGCGUCGACUAGAUUUCAAGGCAGGUAGAUCUACAUUGGCUGCUUGCUCUUCAAAGACAGCCCAC
Messenger RNA from Xylaria bambusicola, 1629 nucleotides. RefSeq names its product nucleotide-binding protein. NCBI's taxonomy places the organism in Eukaryota, Fungi, Ascomycota, Sordariomycetes, Xylariales, Xylariaceae. Bases 418 to 1437 code for a protein of 339 amino acids. Gene Ontology annotation, molecular function: ATP binding; ATP-dependent FeS chaperone activity; 4 iron, 4 sulfur cluster binding. The record is from RefSeq and is a predicted model, not a curated record. Gene Ontology annotation, biological process: iron-sulfur cluster assembly. Gene Ontology annotation, cellular component: cytosol. The transcript has a single exon.